CACCAGGCCCCGGUGAUGUGGCCUAACGCUCUCUCCCUCGCUCUCUCUCGCGUUGUCCCCGACCGCCCGCCCGCCCGCAGCUCCGGACGCCGGGAGCGCGCCGCGCGAGACGGACGCCCAGCCGAAGCGCCGCGGCGUUCCGGGCGUCUUCCACUUCCCUCCGGAAAAACCACGGCGCCGGCGAGCGCCGUUUCGGCGUCGGCGGCGGCGUCGGUGGCGGCGGCGGCGGCGUCGGCCGCGUCCCCGACCGCGGAGAGCCGCGCCCUGCCGCUCACGACCUGCCGCCGCGCUUCCAGCGGGAGAGGCGGCCGCCGGCGGACGUCCGACACUGGGCGGGCGAGGGGCGGGGGAUGCAGCAGCCGCAGCAGCCGCAGCAGCAGCAACAGCAGCAGCAGCAGCAGCAGCCGCAGCAGCAGCAACAGCAGCAGCAGCAGCAGCAGCGUGGCCGUCCCGGCAGCACCGAGGAGGAGCGAGGGCAGAGCCCGCGGAGGAGGCGGCCUCCCCGCGGGGCCGACGACGGCGACGACGGCGACGACGGCGACAGGAGGCAGAGCGCGAGGCAGCCGCUGUGGGGUGCUGGAGAGGAGGAGCGGCCCGGCUGGGGUGGGGCCCAGUUGGACAGAGGCCACAGGAGCGGCAAGGGACCCUCCGUGGGGCCGAGCGACGACUUCCCCGCCCUCUGGCACAACGGAGCGGUGGGGCGCGGCGGCGGCGCCGCCGCCGUCGCCCGCCCCCCCCCGGCAACCCCGGGGCCCCCCCCCCCCCGCGGUGGAACCGGGGCCCGCCAGGGCCAGGCGCACAGGCCCCAUCAAGCCCCCGGGUCCUCGUCCACAGGGGCAGCACUUCCACACCGGCGAGGCAGCUCCCGGCAUGCCGAGCGAGCCGGCGGAAGGACUCCACGGCAGGGGUGGCGGCUCGCUGCGGACGGGCGACCCGUGCCUGGCACUCUACUGGGAGGACAACAAGUAUUACCACGCCGUGGUGCACGACAUGCAUCCCACCCAGCCCACGGCCGUGGUCAUGUUCGCCGACUACGGCAACUACGAGGAGGUGCUCAUCAAGAACAUCAAGCCACUGCCCACGGGGGCCCAGGCCGCGGAGCGGCACGGCGCGGCGGGGCGCGGGUCGGUCGCCGGGAGGAGGAGCAGCGCCGGCGGGGACGAGGCGACGGCGGCGACCUCGCGCCGCUCGGCACGGCCCACGGUGCAGUACUACCAGCCCCCGCCCACGCGCAGGUGAGCGGCGACUCGAGAAGUCGCGGCCGUUGCCGGUGAGGGCUGGCGGACGCAAGAGGGAGAUCCUCAAGGUGCCGCUCAGCCCUGCGGUGUCGAGCGCACCAGGCUCCCGGACCCGAGCCGCACCACACGCGGGCCCGCCCCCCCCCACCCCACCCCGCUCGCCU
Molecule: messenger RNA, 1402 nt
Organism: Petromyzon marinus (sea lamprey)
Lineage: Eukaryota; Metazoa; Chordata; Hyperoartia; Petromyzontiformes; Petromyzontidae
Source: RefSeq, a predicted model, not a curated record